Molecule: messenger RNA, 1167 nt
Organism: Saccoglossus kowalevskii
Lineage: Eukaryota; Metazoa; Hemichordata; Enteropneusta; Harrimaniidae
Product: regucalcin-like
Biological process (GO): glycolipid biosynthetic process; L-ascorbic acid biosynthetic process
Cellular component (GO): membrane
Molecular function (GO): galactosylceramide sulfotransferase activity; enzyme regulator activity; gluconolactonase activity
Source: RefSeq, a predicted model, not a curated record
AUGGCAAGCAGCGGCGACCGCAGUGACGGAAGCGACACGGAGUCAAAACGUCAAAUGGCGCACAAUAAAACGACAACUAUAAUCGACAAUAUUGUAGUGCGCAAGAGGUUACAGAACAAGGCGUACAAGCAACAGUCUAUUGGACAUUCACGGAAAGAGGUUUUAAUUUCCCCGGAAGAAACGACAUUAGGGAAACCUGAAAUGCAUGAAAACAAUAUUACUGGUAUAUCUAAGAAUUGCAGUCCGAUAAUAAAGUACAUAUUUGUUAAAACAACGAAGACAGCUGGUAGUGCAGUUACUACUUUAUUUUUUAGAUAUGCAGUGACACAUAAUUUAAUUGCUGUUGCCAAUCUUGAAACGCAUGAAUUACAUGUAAGUGAUGGGAAAGUAAACGCCAGCAGGUAUUCAUGCGCCAAGCAUUUUCCGGGUUAUGACGUCAUAGCCAACCAUAUAUCAUGGUAUGAUUAUAAAGCAUUGAACAGUGAAAUACCAAACGCGAAAUUUAUAACUGUACUUCGCUCUCCAUAUACACAAUAUGAGUCAGCUUUUUAUUAUUAUAAGAUUCAUCUCAAUCUUAAAUUGGAGAGAUUUAACAACCCAUUUAAAGAAUUUUUGGACCAGGGAUACCAUAAGACAAAUAACUCACGCAUGAGACACCAAAAACGGAACGGUCAGCUUGUACGACUUGGUUACCCAAGACUAGGGGAUCAUAACAACCAAACUAAAAUUGAGCUGAAGAUCAGUGAACUCGACAAAGAAUUGGAUUUAGUAAUGCUCACAGAGUAUCUGGAUGAAUCAUGUGUACUUUUGAAAAAAAUGAUGUGUUGGGAAACUGAUGACGUCAUAUUCGGUACUUGCUAUCGACUUCCCAGACCACGGAUACCAAUUACAAGUAAGAUGGAGAACAUCAUCGCUGAAUGGAAUGCCGGGGAUCUGAAGUUGUAUCAACACUUCAACAAAACACUCUGGACUAAAAUAGAAAAUUACGAUGGCGAUUUCGAAGGCGACUUGCAGCAAUUGCGUGAAAGAAAAAAUGAACUCUCAUCUUUAUGUGUUGACAAGGUAUCUGAGUUAGGGUGUGAAGCAAUUAACAGAUGUUAUGCAGCUUGGAAAACCAUAUUAUCCAAAAGACAGGAAGAAAGAUUUUGUGGAACAUCAACUCAUUGA